AUGUGGUGGCUAUUUAGGGCGAUCUUCAGCUCUAUCUUCCUGCUCAGCAUCGUCCUCUCCAUUCCCGUCGCCUUCGAUGUCGGCGGUCGCGACAGCGGGCUGGCUUACAGUCUAACCCUCUUCCUCUUCUACUUUAUAUACUCCAGCCUGGAGUUUUUGACGCCCGAGAAGUCGCGCUCGCGGUUCUUCCUCGCCGGGUUUCUACGCCUGUCGCAGUGGAUCAUCAUCCCUGCCCUCCUCAUCUGGGCGCUGGGUCAAUUCGCUGUCGAUGCCGGCGACACAAACUGGGUAGAGCGCACAGUUGGUGGCCUGUUGAACUCUAAAAGCACGAGCUGGAGAGAGUGGUUGUUUGGCAGAGACGGCUUGGUUGAGACGGUCACUCUCGGCGGGUGGGAUAAUGUGCUACGGUAUUCGGGUCCCGUGUUCCAGCUCUUGGAAGGUUUCUGUACCUUGUUGGUCAUCCAAGCCGCAGGACAGCUCACUAGAUGGCUCGUCAACCGCGGAAGAAGUGACACAUGGCUGAUCGUUCUUCUGGUUCUAUCAAGCUCUAUUAUGGCUAGCGCCGUCUACUUCCUCUGGAGGGUAGCACAAUUCCCCCAGAUUGGCAACAUCGAUGCCACCUUGAUUGGCAUCGCAAUGACAACUGCCGUGUUUCUGUGCGCUUUUGGUAUCGGCAGUGGUCGCGGCAAUCCUAUUGAGUCGUCGCUCCUGUUUGCCUACAUCGUCCUCUGCAUAUACCAGAUCUUUACCGACUACCUGCCCUCAGGAAAUGCAGACCACGCACAUGAACAUGACAGCUCUGACUCUGAUAUUCCUCCUCUGCCACCUAUCAUCAUGGCAUCAUAUUCAACAUUCCUCCACAUGUUGGGCUCACUACCUUACGCUGUGCACUCGUCGCUGGCCCUGCUAUAUGCCGCCUUCCAGACCAUUACACCAUCAGUCAUCAUCUCUUUAACAUAUCGCUCAUUAGUGUUCUACUGCGCCACACGCAUCAUCCCCUCCAUUCGCGAGUCUGGUGCUCAGGCAAUGAUGCAGGAGCCAGAAUGGGAGGAUGGGGAGACUGCCAGCAAAUUCCUGGGUUUCCUUAGCUGGUUUUCGCCAUCCCUUUUAAUAGCUGUUUACACCAGUCUGCUCUUGCAACAUUUCUCCACCAGCGACGGCCCUGAUGGCUGGACGCUCAGAGGUGGCGAUGUUGAGGGCAGCAACUGGCAGUGGGCCAAUAUCGGCCUGACGAUGGUGCUGUAUGGCGUCGAGCUCUAUUUGAGUUCUGACGAGCACGACCACUGGAAGGUUGACUAA
This is a messenger RNA of Fusarium sp. VM40, 1299 nucleotides long. Lineage: Eukaryota; Fungi; Ascomycota; Sordariomycetes; Hypocreales; Nectriaceae. The record is from the annotation of a GenBank genome assembly.